Dipodomys spectabilis (banner-tailed kangaroo rat) is the source of this 1098-nucleotide messenger RNA. RefSeq names its product tripartite motif-containing protein 43-like. Gene Ontology annotation, molecular function: zinc ion binding; protein binding. Lineage: Eukaryota; Metazoa; Chordata; Mammalia; Rodentia; Heteromyidae. The record is from RefSeq and is a predicted model, not a curated record.
AUGGACCCUGACACUGCCCAGGCCUUCCAGAAGGAAUUGAGAUGUGCCAUCUGUAUAAAUACUUUUAUAGAGCCAGUCACCUUAGAGUGCGGGCACAGUUUUUGUCGACCUUGUCUCUGCCUCAGCUGGGAAGAGACCCAGAUUCCAGCCAGGUGCCCUGUGUGCAGGGGACCCUGCCAGCAGAGAGACCUCAAAACCAACGUGGUUCUGAGGAGCCUGGUGGCCAUUGCCAGAAGAGCCAGCCUCAGGCAUUUUCUGAGCUCUGAGGAAUACAUGUGUGGGACACACAGGGAGACAAAGCAGAUGUUCUGUGAGGUAGACAGGGCCCUGCUCUGUAGGAGCUGCUCCCAGUCUCAGGAGCACAGGGCUCACAAACACCAUCCCAUAGAUACGGCUGCUGAGGAGCAGAGGGAGAUGAUUUCAAAGCAGAUGCAUGCUGUAUGGGAAAAGACUCAAGAAAACCAGCACAAUUUACAGGAGAAUAGGAGACUCAUCAACCGAUGGAUUUGGUAUGUGAAGCUAUCCCGAGGCAUAACUAAGGAUGUUUUUAGAAAUAUGUAUCAGGAGCUGAUCAAAACAUACCAGAAGCCAGAUGUGGAACUGCUUCAGAGGCUCACCCAGCACCGGGUGGAGAUUGCCUUCAAUGACGCUACAGAGAAUCAAGAUCUUGGGAGUUGUGUUGGACACGACAAUCCCUAUGCAGUUUUGAAUUCUGAAGAGUCCUUCCACUUUACUGCUUUUGGACACCAAGUCUUCAGCUCUGGGAAACAUUACUGGGAGGUUAGUGUGGAUGACUCUUCCACCUGGGCCCUGGGAGUUAUUAGGGAUUCCUCCAUAGGGAGCAACCUCACUGAAUCUGAGGCUUUUCCUCCUUUGUUUGUGAAAGAGAAUACACUUUCCACCAUUUUUACCACAUCCCCACUGCUGCCUCACUAUGUAGAGAAGCCUCUGGGCCGGGUUGGUGUGUUUCUUAAUCUUGACGAUGGCAGUGUGAGUUUUUGGAAUGUGGCUAAGAGUUCCCUUAUCUGGAGAUACCCCACUGGUGCUGUCCAAUUUCCUGUCAGGCCCCAUUUUUUCAGUGGUAGCCUGGUGUCCUAA